Messenger RNA from Zymoseptoria tritici IPO323, 1257 nucleotides. RefSeq lists its product as uncharacterized. Gene Ontology annotation, biological process: nucleotide-sugar metabolic process. The transcript is spliced from 5 exons. The record is from RefSeq and is a predicted model, not a curated record. Gene Ontology annotation, molecular function: dTDP-glucose 4,6-dehydratase activity. NCBI's taxonomy places the organism in Eukaryota, Fungi, Ascomycota, Dothideomycetes, Mycosphaerellales, Mycosphaerellaceae. The coding region runs from base 1 to 1257 and encodes 418 amino acids.
AUGCUGACGGGCCAGGGAUCCUUCACGCCAUUGCCUGAUGUCCGCAACAUCAUGGUGACUGGAGGAGAAGGCUUCAUUGCAUCCUGGCUGGUCCGCCACCUCGUCACCAAAUACCCGACCGCCUACAACAUCGUCUGCUUCGACAAGCUCGACUACUGCAGUUCGCUCAACAACUCGCGCAUGCUCGAAGCCUGGCCCAAUUUCAAAUUCUUCCACGGAGACAUCACCAAGCCGGCCGAUGUGCUGAGCUGUCUGCGAAAGUACAACAUCGACACCAUCUUCCAUCUGGCCGCGCAGUCGCAUGUGGACUUGUCGUUUGGCAAUUCGUACUCGUUCACCAAGAAUAAUGUGUUCGGAACGCAUGUAUUGUUGGAGAGCGUGGUGGCUGUGAAGACGAUUAAGAGGUUCUUUCAUAUCUCGACUGAUGAGGUCUACGGCGAAGUCAAACCUGGCGCACCAGAACUCGACGAAACCACCGCGUUGGCGCCAACGAAUCCGUACUCGGCCAGCAAAGCGGCGGCGGAGAUGUACAUCGAGGCUUACCAUCGUAGCUUUGGGCUCCCUGCGAUCAUCAUUCGGUUGAACAAUGUCUACGGACCACAUCAGUUUCCAGAAAAGAUCAUCCCGAAAUUCAUCAACCUCCUGCAACGCAAGAAGCCGCUCUGGAUCCACGGCACGGGCAACAACACCCGCCGCUACCUCUACGGCGGCGACGCAGCCGACGCCCUCGACACGAUCUUGCACAAGGGCAAGAUUGGCGAGAAGUACAACGUCGAUUCGAAGAAAGAGAUUUCCAACCUGGAACUUGCGAAAACGUUGCUCGAGACUUUCGGUGUCAAGGACGUGGAGGGGAACAUCCAGCAUACGAGAGAUCGUCCUUUCAAUGACGGGAGGUAUGCGGUGUGUGGAGAGAAAUUGAAAGGCUUGGACUGGGAGCAGAAGGUGUCGUUUGAGGAAGGAUUGAGAACCACGGUGGAGUGGUAUGGUCGAUUCUCCAACUGGUGGGGACCGAUUGAGAACAUCUUGAGUCCGUUCCCGGUGGUGAGGGAUGAAAGUGGACUGGAUGGGUUUGCGAAGCGUAUCAAGGUCGAUACGGAUUCUCUGGUGGAGGGUGUCGCAGUGGGCGGUGCUGCUAAUGGUAAUGGCGUGGGUAAUGCCGAAGGGGGUGUCAAGGUGCGAAACGGUGUGAUGAAGUCGACGAAUGGCGCCGGUGACCACGCGAGGAAGCGCAAGGCGGAUCUGAUGGAGGAGGUGUGA